AUGAUGACAAGAAAGUUGGCUGCAAUCGCGUUGCUGCUAGUGCUGCAUCUUCUUGCUGCUGAUAUUACUUCAUCCUCUGCCUUGCGUCCUUAUGGUUAUAAAGAGACUCUACUGCAAAUUCAGAACUGGAGAGACGCAAAUGGUGGUAAGAAGUCUGAAAAUGGGGGAGAUACUGAGAUUCCAGGCAGGAGUAACUCGGUGGCCUUCCGGAGCUUAAGGACGAGUUUGCCGACCAGAGCACCACCGCCACCUGUAGUCAAUCGGACGAAGGCAUUCAUCAUAGUUUCACCCCCUCCUCCAAAGGUCUGAAGAUGUAGUAUAUGAUCUGAUUGAUUUCCGCAACAAGUUUAUGAUCAUAUGAUGCUUUUGUGUGUUAGCGUUGCGGGUUGCCUAUGAUGUCGAUGGCAUAAUGUUGUUAUGGGAUGUGGGUGUUCAUAAAUAAUUUUUCAGAAAUUAAGGAAGUUCGUCCAAUUCUUUCAGGCUCGAUUCACCUGUAAUUUGAGUUGACCAGAAGUUGGUGUCUUCAGGUUGGCCAAAAUGUUGAUGA
Messenger RNA from Linum tenue, 547 nucleotides. NCBI's taxonomy places the organism in Eukaryota, Viridiplantae, Streptophyta, Magnoliopsida, Malpighiales, Linaceae. The record is from the annotation of a GenBank genome assembly.